This is a messenger RNA of Penicillium samsonianum, 1811 nucleotides long. Its product is annotated as cytochrome P450. Gene Ontology annotation, molecular function: oxidoreductase activity, acting on paired donors, with incorporation or reduction of molecular oxygen; heme binding; iron ion binding. The transcript has 7 exons. The record is from RefSeq and is a predicted model, not a curated record. Bases 59 to 1681 code for a protein of 540 amino acids. Lineage: Eukaryota; Fungi; Ascomycota; Eurotiomycetes; Eurotiales; Aspergillaceae.
CUUUAACCCCGCCCAAGUAGGAUAGCUAGGUCGCUUUUGUUAUAGGAAUCGUGUCGUGAUGGAUCUUGCUCGGAAUUCCCAGGCUCUCUUAGCCUUGGGUAGUGGUGUUACUCUCCACCAUCUGUUCUACCGCUUGAGCGAAUGGGAUACGAGAUCUCCAUUUCUGUUGGUUUCGUAUAUUUUUGCCUUGGUCGCUGGGAGUGUCGGCAUUUGGCUUCUAAGCAGCCGAACGGAAGUUGUCGUCCCAUUCUCCCCAAAUGAAUUCCGAAGGUUUUGGCUUUAUCACAUCCUCGGUGUCUACAGCAGCAUGCUGGUCUACCGGGGAUUCUUCCACAGACUGGGAAAAUUUCCUGGUCCUUUCCUUGCGCGCUUGUCCAACGUCUAUCUGACAAUGAUGUCUUCCAAACUUCAUCUCUACGAGGAGAUUGGCAAGCUUCAUGAGACAUAUGGGGACUAUGUUCGAACAGGUCCGACCGAACUCUCAAUCACAGAUCCUGCAGCAGUCCAGGCGAUUUAUAGUAUCCAGUCCAAGGCUACGAAAGGCCCUUGGUAUACAUUGCUCGACCCACGAGUUUGCCUAUCCUUCACCAGAGACAAGCAAGAACAUGCGCGCCGCCGGAAAGUUUGGGAUCGGGGAUUUAGUACCAAGGCAAUCCGCGCCUAUGAACCAGUCGUUGCAGGAUACGCCCAGCAACUUGUGGAAGUUGUGGAGCGAGACCUUGCCAGUCCAAUUGAUAUGACGCGGUGGUUCAGCUACUAUGCGUUUGAUGUGAUGGGAAGGCUGGCUUUUGGAAAAUCAUUCAAUAUGAUUGCCGAAGGCAAAGAGGCUUAUUUUCUGAAGACAAUUCGGACGGAUAUGACAAACAUUGGCCAUCUUAAACACAUGCCCUGGAUAUUCCCCAUCGUCAUGAAUAUUCCGCUCCUAAACGCAAACAACCAGAGGUUUUGGAAGUGGAUUGAAAGCCAGUUCCUGGAAAGGAGUGCUAAAGAACCAGAGCAGCGAGAUAUAUUUUCUUGGAUUCUUGAUGAGUAUAAGAAAGGGCCCCAGUCACCCCAAGAUACGCUUAACCUCCAUGGAGAUGGCUAUUUAAUUAUUGUGGCGGGAAGUGACACGACUUCUACAAUUCUAUCACAUCUUUGGUUCCAUCUUGCCAGUGACCAGGCUUUAGUUCAAAGGCUUCAGAAGGAGAUUGACGAACUAAAGGAGCUGAACGAUGAUACGAUCUCCAAGAUCGAUCUUCUUGAUGCCGCAAUUCACGAGACCCUUAGAUUGCACCCAGCGGUUCCUUCUGGUCUUCAGAGACUCACACCACCACAGGGUAUGACCAUUGGCAAUACAUAUGUUCCUGGAAACACUAUUGUCCAAGUGCCUUUAUAUACAAUGUUCAGAGACCCACGGGCGUUCGAGAGUCCAAACGAGUUCAUUGCGGAACGCUGGACUACCAAUCCCGAACUUGUCAAGGAUAGAUCCGUGUACAUUCCAUUCAAUAUAGGACCGUGGGCCUGUGUUGGUAAGCGGCUUGCACUCAUGGAGCUCCGGCGAGUGACUGCAGAGCUCCUUCUUCGGUACGACAUUUCCUUUGCUCCAGGCAAAGUCAACGAUGCCUUUUUAAUGGACGGGAAAGAUACGUUUACCCUUACUGCUGCACCGCUAUUAUUGAACUUCAUCAAGAGGCAGUAAGCUACAACUGGAGCCGAGAUAGCUAUAUCUAAACUAUAUCUUACUUAUUUUACAUGGUGUGAAACUGUUGUCCAGUUACCAGCCAUGAAGUCGACGCUAAAUACCAAUAUGCAAGUGUGCGACAACCUUG